This is a messenger RNA of Caenorhabditis remanei, 975 nucleotides long. RefSeq lists its product as uncharacterized. Bases 1 to 975 code for a protein of 324 amino acids. The record is from RefSeq and is a predicted model, not a curated record. The transcript has 8 exons. NCBI's taxonomy places the organism in Eukaryota, Metazoa, Nematoda, Chromadorea, Rhabditida, Rhabditidae.
AUGGCAGAUACAAGUAUUCGCUCAACCCAUUCAAAUAUAUCUCGAGGAGCACGCCCGGAAUCGGGGAGAUUGCACCGGAAAUAUCCAUAUCGCUGGCUCUUCGACCAGGUUCAUGUCAAAAGCCUCAUAUUUCACGUGGAAGUCAGUUUGCUUGCUGCCGCUAUAGUCGGUCUGUACAAUGCCAGUCAAAUGACUCCAGAUGAGCAAUUUGAUCCUAUUUCGGUACCAGGAUUUGAUGGAUUUUCGGCAACUGGUGAGAUUCAGCGUAAAUCGAACGGACUUCCGGAACGUCCCAAUUAUAUGAUCUCCCGAAAUUUGAUCAACGUUUAUUCUUAUUUUCUUAUAUUCAGCGCGGUUACCGGCUUUCUUGGGAUGCGACUUUCCGAAACAAGUAUCACUCGCCGAAAGUUCCCACAACGUAUGAAUCCGGUCUUACUUCUUGUUCCAUCUACAAUUUCUGUGAUCACUUUCAUGUACCCUCUUUUUAUUUGGACACUUCGUGCCGUUCACUCAACUAUAAAGCUAUUAAUAUUCGAGAAACUGAAAAUUUCCAUUGUACUCGAUUCCUGCCGCUUGACACUAUUUCCAAUAAUCAUGAUCUGGGCAAUCUACGUGUAUUUUCUCUAUGGAUUUUGGCUGGGUGUAUUAUAUUAUCAACGACGGGGAGAUCCACCCACUCCAACUACUCAUCACGAUAGCCCAUUCCGACGUCCCGUCCGCAGAUCAUCACUGAUUCGAUUCCAUGGAAAAGCUGGCGUCAAUCUACUCUCCGAUCUCAACUCUGUCACCAACGAGCUUUCCGGCACCACAACAGCACCACAGUCGACGUCAUCGCAUUGCGUAUUAUCCAUUUCGUCGAAUUCAAUCUCAUCUGCGAAACAACAACCACACAAUCGUUCAGUAUCUCCAAGAAGCUUUCGUCAUUUGGAGACUGUCGACGAGGAAGCACAAAGUCGUACUUCUAGCGAAUGCUAG